AACAUCUUGAGAAGAAAAAAAACGUGUGGUCCUCCGCCAAAGGUUUCCCAUUAGUCCACUCUUAGAAUCACACGAGUAUUUUCAAACGAUGACAUCAUAACAUUUAUUUCCAGCAUUGCUAAAUUAUUCUCAGUAGAUGCAGGCAAUUAUUGCAUUAAUUAAAAUCAAUACCGUUUGACAUUACUAAGACUUCAUUUGUUUUACGACGCCUUGCGAAGAGCCACGGGACUAUGCCUUGAGUGUAUCGUCGGGUAAAAAAACUGCAGGAAAUCACUCUACCGACACAUGGUUUACGUCCGCGCAGCAGUGUGCCAUGGCUUUUGGAGACUGCCGUUUCUUCCCAGCGAAAAAAUAGCCGGAGAAGUAUCACAACAGAAUAAACGUGAAGAAUAAUACCAGGUCCGAGAGAAAGAAAGCGAAAAAUAAGCGGCAGUCGAAGCGGCACAAAGGAGAACGGAGUGUCGUUAGGGAGUGAUAGGAGAUGAGAGAGACAAGCAGUGGCCUAGAUGUGAGAAUCGCCAAGAGUUGCUCUUUCUGGUUCACUGGAUGAUAAUCCGAACGAGGCUGCUCCAGCACCGGGAUGGACUAGAGGAAAUAUGGUGGUAAUUUCCGUGGUUUGUUGAAGACUUAGGCACAUUGAACAGUUACUUUUUCAUGUAUACUUUUUUAUUCUGUCUUGUUCUUAUGUACUGUGUGUGUGCGUUGGAAAAAAUGGGUCAAUCAUUUGCAAGCGACCAUGUAGCGCACAACUGUACACUCUACUGCGCGAAACGUCUCUUCGGGACAAACAUGGUAUGAAAAUGCAGUGAGUCUGUCUCAUUUACACACAUACUCUGAAUAUAGGAGUUCACGCCGCUACCUUUGGUCCUCCUGAGUGAUUGCGAUGGAAGUGGAAUGUGACAGCGGCAGAGGUAUAUCAAGGAGCGCUCAUGAGAAAUGCCCGCGGGCGGUGGAGCGCAACGGCUAUGUGAAAACAUGUGUCACCACUCUGUAUCAGGACGCGGACUGUCAGUCGUGGUUGAGACUCGAUGAGAUAUGGAGUUCCAGGAGACUUUCGUCCGCGGUGUGUGUGGGCUCUGUCUCGGUUUUGCUGGCGGUGCUAGUUAGAUUGGUUGACUGGGACGUGGAGCAGCAGAGUAACAGCGGAAGAAACAUCGAGAAUCACGGCGAGCCUGGAUCUCUACUUCAUUUCGUGGCGAGCAGUGUGGUGGAACUAUUGUUGUCCGUUUGGUACUUGGUGUCCCCCGUCUUCACUCUCGUAUGUGCCUUCUUCUGGGUCGGCCUCUACCUGAUCCGCUGCGGGGUGCUGAUCCGAACUGCCCUGUUUUUGUUGGCGGUGUGUCACUUGGGCGAAGCCGCGGCGCAGUCGUUAUUGCAAGGCGCAGAUGACCAGCUGCUGUCGUUCACUGCCACCGUUGUGGUUCUGUCCUGUUUGGCCGGCGGAGCGCUAAUGGUGGUCGGAUUAGGACAAGGGGUAUCCGUCAUUAUAUUCAUCAGCAUCAUCCGAACUGUGUCCCUGAUCUCUCUUAACAAGGUCCGGGCUAGUUGGAGACCCUACCUUGCGUACCUGGUUGGAGUGCUAGGGGUCCUGCUUGCGAGGUUUGCUGACCAGCUUCUGUCGGGCUCAGGGGCACACGGGGCGGGUUGCCGCGCCGUGACAGCGGGGAAAGGAGAGGACACCAUACCGGUGUUUAAAAGACUACGGAGGUCCAGUUCCGUGGCCUCUUCAGACAUGGCGCACAGUCAUUGCAACAGCAAGUCCCACCGCCGGACCUCGUUACCAUGCAUUCCACGGGAACAGUCGUCGGGCACCAGUGUAAUAGUGGACAUAGCAGUGAUGGGGGAGGCCCAUGGACUGAUUUCAGACCUGCUGGCGGACCCCUCGCUGCCCCCCAACACCUGCAGUUCCCUGAGAGCCGUCAGCAACCUGCUCAGUACCCAGAUCACCCUGCAGCCACUGCACCGGCCACGGAUUGGCCCUCUGCAGGCCCUCGGUGACACACACACCUGCUCCGACUCCGAGGACGGGCCUGAGAAGGAGAGACUGGCCAUCCCAAAGCGUCUGAGACGGAGCCUGCCCCCCGGCCUGUUGAGAAGGAUCUCCUCUUCAUGGACAACCACCACAUCAGCCACAGGUCUGCCUACCAUAGAACCAGGACCUGUACGAAGGGACCGCUCUGCCAGUGUCAAAACCCUCCACGAUAGCCCACCGUGCAGCGUAGUGAACAGUGAGUCAUGGAACAACACUGUCAUGCUGACCAUCUCCAAAAGUCGCUCCAUGUCCGCCUCCUAUGCCGUUUCAGCCACCUCCAACCACCUACACAACAGACGAAUGACCAGACCAGGUUACACCCCUUCCAACAUAUCACCUCUGGCCUCUCCCUGCCACUCCCCUCCAGUUCAGGGUACCCCAUUGUCCAGCCCCACCACCAAAUCCUGCUCCGUGGACCUGUUGGAUCCUGUGGACAGUCAGGGAGAGAAGGCCCGGUCCCUGCACAGGGCCUUGACACAUAGCAUCAGUGCACCCAGCUCCACCACACCGCACUGGGGGCCACCAGCACUCUGUAGCAGUUGUGGGAGACCAUACAGUAAGCUGAGCCGUGGAGAAGGUUCCUUGGACAAUGGGGACAGAAUACCUGAUGACCCAACUGUGGCGUCGUCAGACUACGAGAGCACCUACGAGACCAACCACAGUGACAGCAGUGACUUUGCCCACAACGAGGACGAUGGGGAGGGGUGCCAGAAGCCCUCGGAAACCCAGGACGGGUGCAGGUCAUUCCAACCUGAAGGAAUUGUCCUGCACCCUCUUCUGCCACCUCCAGAGGACACGCAGCCAAUGUUGGCCCCAGAGCCUCUGGUGAUGUUAGAGCUGGAUCCUCUGAUGUCUCAACUAAACAGCUGGAACUUCCCCAUCUUCAACCUAGUGGAGAAAACCCAUGGUCGGACAGGAUGCAUCUUAAGCCAGGUUUCCUACCGCCUGUUUGAGGACACAGGACUGUUUGAGACAUUCAAGAUUCCUGUCAGAGAGUUCAUGAACUACUUCUAUGCUCUGGAGAAUGGAUACCGGGACAUCCCAUACCACAACAGGAUCCAUGCCACUGACGUGUUGCACGCUGUGUGGUACCUCACUACCCAGCCUGUGCCAGGCCUGCCCAACCUUACAGACCGCGGAUCAGACUAUGACUCUGACAGUGGGCUCCUCACCCCCAGCCAUCCUAGCCAAGCAAGUCACACAGGGUUUCUGGUUUCGAAAAUGUCUGGAGUUGUGGAGGAGGGCUACGGCAGUCUGUCUGGCCUCAUCCCGGCCCUGGAGCUCAUGGCUCUCUAUGUGGCAGCUGCCAUGCAUGACUAUGAUCACCCUGGUCGGACCAACGCUUUCCUGGUGGCCACCAGCGCUCCUCAGGCUGUGCUAUAUAACGACCGGUCAGUGUUGGAGAACCACCAUGCUGCAUCGGCCUGGAACCUGUUCAUGUCACAGCCAGAGUACAACUUCUUGUGCAACCUGGAUCACGUUGAGUUCAAGCGCUUUCGUUUCCUGGUCAUCGAGGCCAUCCUUGCAACUGACCUCAAAAAACACUUUGACUUCCUUGCAGAGUUUAACGCUAAGGUGGGCGAUGACGGCUGCUCUGGCAUCGACUGGUCCAAUGAGAAUGAUCGAUUACUAGUGUGUCAGAUGUGCAUAAAAUUGGCCGACAUCAAUGGCCCCCUGAAAAACAAGGACCUACAUUUACAGUGGACAGAGGGUAUCGUCAAUGAGUUCUACGAACAGGGUGAUGAGGAGUUGAGUCUGGGCCUCCCCAUCAGCCCCUUCAUGGACCGCUCUGCGCCACAGCUCGCCAAACUCCAGGAGUCCUUCAUCACGCACAUUGUGGGUCCGCUUUGUUCGUCCUACGACUCUGCAGCCCUUAUGCCUGGGAAUUGGGUCGACCCAGAGGAUGCCCGGAGGAAGGAGGAAGACGAGGAGGAAGUGGAGGAACAAGAGACAGAGGAGGAAGACGAGGAUACUGCAGAGGAAGAUUCUUCAACUAGCUCGGAGAGUUCCCAGAAGCAUGUGGUGAAGCCUAAGAAGUGCAGGAGGAGAGUCUUCUGUCCCAUUACCCAGCAUCUGCUGGACAACCAUGAGAUGUGGAAAAGAGUCAUCGCUUCGGAAAACCUGGAGACGCUCGACAGGGAAGAGCCUGACUGCCUCAGCAACCCCGCUGAGCCGAUUGCGUCCAUCCACGAGGAGGAAGAGCCAGCCAGCAAGGAGGAGCCAAUAGAUGGCCAGGGAGAACAGAUGGAAGGGGAGGAGGCGGGGCUUGCGGAGGAAGUGGGCAAACAGUUGCAGACUGCUGAGGAAAGGGAGGAGCCAGAGUGAACUUUGAAGAUCAGGAAACUGAACACUAAUCUAAACUAGACUUCGGGGUCAUGUCUGAAAUGAUAUCCUAUUCUCUCUCUAGAGCAUUAUCUCCAAAAGUUGUGCACUAUACAGAGAUUAGGGUGUUUUCUAAAACACAACCCUGAUUGGUUGCCAGCACAUCACUUAGACAGAACACUGUAGAGGGUUGGGGUAACAUGUGCCUAAAAUAAAAAAAAAUAGGGUGAAAGGGAUUACAACCAAUGCCAGCGUAAGAGCGUAACUGAGGAUGAGGUGGGGUUGGGAUUUAGGAUUUUACAUAGGUAUUAUAUUGGAUCAGGUUUCCACUUUACACAAACCCCUCUCCCCAACGAGGUGCCCACACCGCAAUACAUAUAACACACUGCCAGCUUUGAGACACAGCCGGCAUCCAACUGUUACGCCCUCAUGGGACCAGGGUGAGGUGCAGCACACUCUUUACCAGUCAGUGCAGACAAUGAAAUGGAAGGAAAAUGCUGUGUCAACUGAGUGCUGGUCCUGUAGGAGUGAGGAGAAGACUGAGGACUGGGAAGGAGGACUCAACUGUUUGUAAAGGGUGUGCUCAAACGCACGGACACACACACACACACACACACGCCAACCUCUCAGAAGCAUAGCUAGCUAGCUCGGGAAGAGAGAGUAGGAAGUCUAACAAAGAACUGUGGCUUUGAAAAAGCUUUAUACUUACUCAAGGAAAAAACAACAUACGACACGCAGUAUUUCUGUACAUUUUUCACCUCAUCGUUUCAAAUACACCAACUUCUCUCCCUCUCUCUUUCUUUUUUUCCUUCUUUCACACACUUUAGUUUUUUUCCAUCAUUACUUUUCCACCCACUCCCACGCAGUUCCACAGCAUUUAGGAACACAGACAUUGAAAACAUAGAUCCAUCCACAUAGGGCCAUUCAACCAACACCAAGUGAUUCUUUCAUUGAUUUUCUCAUCGGUUGUGUGACUCUCUUAUCUUUAACAUUGACCAAAACAGAAUUUCCUUCUUAGUGGGAGGUUUUGUGUUGUAAAUAUGGUGUGGGACGUUUGUUACACUUCUUAUUUCAUGUACACUGCAUCUUGGUUUUCUGCACGGGAAUCUCAUUGAUUCUGAGUCACCUAGUUUCUUAUAGAAGUGUUUUAUUUUUAUUCAUAAAUCCAAUUACAUAUUCUAAUGUAAGAUGCUUUAAAAGUGCAACAUUGUUCUCCCUUUAAUGCCUUGACCAAGGUGAUGAACAUGUACCUGUAGUGCCAGGAACAUUCACAUUUACAUUAAUCUGUUUGAUAAUGAUAUUGAAAAAACUUUAGAAAAAAUUGCAAUUUCUGGCAAACUCCUUAAUAGAACUCUUUGAUAUAAUCUUGGUUGGAAGUAUUGGAACCCUUUCACUUUAUUUAAAUAAUGCACCAUUUAUUCAAGAAAACUGUUGAUGUAUGAAACUAUUAUGGUAUCCGUUAUGUAUUUCUUUGGUUUGCAGUUAAAAACAAAAAGAUAUACAAAGAAAGCUAAUUCCAUGUAGAAAUGUUAAAAUGGCAAAGACGAUAUCAUUGGCGUCUCCUAGAAGUAGUUUGAAAUAAUUAGAUUUCAUUCAGUCAGUUCUCCUUUACAUUGGAACUGAUCUAGCCUUAACCCUGUGGUGAGUUGAAAGUCACUCGUUCAGUUUUAUAGAGAAAGGAACUAGAGAGAAUUGUCAAAGUCAAGAUCGAAACAUCUCCAGACAUCUCCAGAAAACUUGAUGCUCCUGUCUCCACCAUAUUUAAUCUUAUCACAAAUGUAUAUAAAAUAAAACCUGUGCAAGGAUUGUUUAAAUGGUGGAGAAAGCACCUCAAUCGACUGCAACACAGAUUCAUGCUGACCUUUAGACAAUAGGUACAAUUCGCAUCAUCCAUCGCCAAAUCAGUGAAAUGGAGUUAUAUGGUAAGAGACCCACUGCUGAGAGGGACAUGAGAAAACCUGACUGCAAUUUGCAAAAAGGACCUGAACAUGCAACAAUACAUCUGGGACAAUCUCCUUUGGACAGAAAAUACCAAAUUUGAGCUUUUUGUGAAAGCACAUAAUCUCGGUUUACAGAAAACAAAACAAAGCCUUCAAAGAUAAGAACACCUUCCCUACAGUCAAACAUGGAGUAGGUUCAUUGAUGUUUUGGAGUUGCUUUGCUGCCUCUGGUACUGGGCGCCUUGUACUUGUGAAUGGCAUCAUGAUAUCAGGAGAAUACCAAGGCAAUUUGGAGCACAAUGUCAAGCCGAUUUGAUCAAGUGCCACCAGUAAAUGGGUCUAGGGUCUCAAUAAUUGUAUCAAUGCCGUUUCGGUUUACUUUCUGAUUUAAAAGAAUAUAUUAGGUUCUGAAUUUAAAACAAAGGUUCUGUAGUAUUGAGUGCAAAUUAGUUACUUGCAGUAUUUGAGACCAUGUGAGUUACUUGAAGAAAGUGAAGAAAAUGCAUGGGAAUCAAUACUUUUGGCCACAAUUGUACAAUGAUUGAUCUCCUGUAGGCAAAUUGCGCAGUUUGUUGAGAAAUGAAUUACUCACUGAUGUCUCGUCUAUCUGUCCUCUCUCACAGUUUGAUCUUCUCAACCGCCCAGUACCCUCACUGGGAAUUCAGUGACCAGAGUGAAAUUCACUAAGCCACAGAUUACCUUUCAGUGUCUUCAGUAAGCCUUAUUCCCUGUAGUUUGCUUUCUCACCAAGUUCUUUCCAAGAGCCAGGGUUAGAGUUGUAUUCUGGCAUUUAUUAUUGAUUUCUACAGAUAUGCUCUGAGAAUUUUUUUUAUUUCACUGUCAGGCUAAGAAAAGUUUAAAUGUUACUGCCCUGGGGCUUCAGUAGUAUUCAGCUAGUCAUGUGAUCAAAGAAAGUGCAUUGCUGAGUGUUGCAUGGCUGGUGAGCCUUGGGGAAGAUGUGGCGUGGAGGAAACUGGAGGUUUAUCCAAGACAACAAGGCUUCAGUAUCCUCCACAUAACAUCACAGAGAGCGUGCCAUGGUGCCACGCCUUCUGAUUGCCUGUUUCACAUGCAGUAGGUUCGCUGACAAUGUUCUGAGGAAUGCCACCAUUCUGAUCGUUGCAGCAUUCAAAAUGUAGGCGUAAGCGAUUUAACCAAGGAAACUGAUGAGAUCAGCGGUCAUCCGUCUUCUAGCCCAGGGUUACUUUCAUGCCAUGACUAAGCAGAGGAGUGUGGAGUGUGGCUCAAAUGAAUCCUACUCCCCACAUGGUGCACUACUUUGACCCCUGGUUCAAAAGGUAUAGAAAGCAGGCCAUCCAGGCAACAUGCCAGUCAGAACAUUGAUCCAUCCUAUGCUCCACAUCCUCAUUUGAUCAAGGUAACCCACACAUACAAGUUGGUCAGUUUAUAAUGAAAUUUUUUUUCCUCUCUCAUUACAUAUCCCAACUCUGAGAGUGGGGUCAAAGCCAGGGAUGGUGAAUCUGGGAGCAAUUUCAGGUUUAAAUGCCUUGAAGACAGGUCAACAGCUUAUUUUUUCUAUUCAUAUUUUUUCUGCUUGGGGAGUUGAACUCAAACUCUUUUGGUUACUGCCCUAACACUCUAACCUCUGGACUACCUGACACUCUCUUUGAUGUGAAAGGACAGUGUGUGAAAUUGGUGGUGAUGAGAGAAGAACGGAGGGAGGGUUGGAAGGAACUGAUGACAGACAGCGAAGCAGAUGAGAGGGAAGGGCAGAGAAGAAGAAAGAGAAUGAGAGGGAAAGGAAUAUCAAGGGGUGUAUAAAGUUGUGUUCAAGGGUUUCUGAGGUUGGUCAGUAGGUCUCUUUUCUGUUCACUGAAGGUCCCUGAGAGAAUGUCUCCAUCUGUCUGUCUGAAUCUUCUCUGAGAUUCUAAUCGUGACUGUUUCAUUUUAGCCAUUAUUAUUAUCAGGAAAAAGGAUUUGUAGUCAUGACAGGUUUAAAGCAAUACUGACAUAUUCUAAGUUUGGAGUGCUAAAGUUGGUCUUCCAGGGAAACAUCAUGUUGUGUAAUGUUGUGAAUCUCAAGUUUAAGCAGCACAUUUCUUGAAUUUCAUCCAAAGCAUGCACAGCUUUUCCUCAGACACCAACCUCUUUGUUGUGUGAUAUAUUAAUGGUCAUUAUCUAACAUUGGCUGUGUGUGUUGUAGCUGACAUUAUAGGAAUAUCUUGUGAUGUGCUUGUGGCUAGGCAGUUGAAUGAAUUGUUGUAAUAGUUAUUGGCCCAUUUUUACUGAUAGAGAUAUUAGACAUUGCAAGUAGACAACAUACAUCUUCUGAAUCCUUCUCUCAACCUGAAUAACGCCUUUUACCGUUUCAGUGUGUGGGAAAAUGGAAUGUAACAGUCCAUUGGAGUGUGCAAAAUCAGUACUAAUAGUUUAUGAUGAUGUGUUUGUGUGUUUUCUGUAAGCGUUCUAGUUCGCGUGUGGUUGUGCACCCAUGUUUGAUUUAUGGCAGCAUUUAUUCAAGGGGUAUUGUUCCAUGUAAUCUGUUGGCCAACCUUAUUAAGCUUAUGCACACAUCAUAUAUGUCAUAUUACAGCUCCAUAUUGCGCUCCCUAAUAUGUACGAAAAGUCUCGAAUUCCUCAAUGUGAUCAGACUUGCACUGUAACUGUUCUUGGUAACCUCCUUGUCCAGAGUCGAACCAGAGACAAAACCAUUCAGUCCUUUCCCCAACGGUAAUUUUGGACCACUUUUGGAGUAGUGUUCUUAGUUAGCCGGGCUUGUUAAAUCUUGACCAACCUCUAUUCUUAGUCACAGGGUUUUACACAGAUUCCUAGAAACAUCCAUUUCCUUGCCACUUGGGUUCUACACAAGUCUCUACCGGAGGUCAAACUGGGGGAAUGGUGAAAUAAGUGAAUCCAGAACUGUAUGCUGUUCCAUCGGCCUAUGGACAAAUGGAUUGCCCAGUGAGGGGAAAUAAGAUCAGGGCCAUUUUCAGAUACUGGGUCAUUAAUCGAUAAUUCAUCCUCUAAUGAAAAGACAAAAGCAGGAAAAGGUUCCUUUGCCACCCUCCUUUCCCUUGGCUCCAUGGUUGCACACUGGUUUCUUUUUGUAUGGUGUUAACACGAUGGAUUUGAUCCUCGACAACAGCACUGUGCAUUUCUGACACACCAUCCACAGAUGGAUGGCAGGGGGCUGCCGAAAGACAGGAGGAAGGCACGACAUCAGACUGAACGACAUUGCAUGUCAAAGUGGGUAAUUGGUUUGCCUUCAAGUGACUCUCACUGUGUCUCAAAUUACGUCCUGUCUGUGUGUCUGGGUGGGGGUGUGUCAGCUUGACAGCAGGAGCUGACAGUACUCUGAGUGCCUAAAGAGAAAAACCUUCAAAAUGUUUGACCUCCAGAACAUUUCUUCCUUCUUCCUGUCUUUUAUAUUUGUGUCCUGUAUUUUCUCAUUUGAUCUCUCUUGUAUGAGGGUGUUUAUUUUAAACACAUCCAUGAUACAUUGAUGUUUCUGUUUUGAUAUUUGGGAAUUCUUGUUUUGUUGUUUGUUCCAAAGUCUGUGUAUGAUCCUAACAUGCAAAGGUCAGAUAUGUUGCUGGAGUUGCCGUCAUAUGUGUGGGAGAUUCACAGUUCUUCAUGUGACCGCCAAUCAGAUGCAAGAGGCAGGCACGCAUUCACAAUACAGACACCAUUCCACUGUAGACUGCCUUGUGCAAUCUCAGUCAUGUGCAGUUGUCUAGGGGAUCUCAUUUGAACAAAACUCCUAAGUUUGUCUUGUACAUCCUCUUCAGAACAGUACCAUACAACCUUGAAUAACAUCUUGGCAUUUCGUAACUGACACAACUGAUUAUUGAUCACACGCUAUUGUUAACAUAUUUCUUUCGAGGACUACUACUCUUCCCGUAAUUCCUCUCUAUAAAUUGGCAGCAGCAACUCAGUUGAAAGCAAAUGUGGGCAAUUUGGCAUUGAAUGCUUUAAGCUUCUGUUGUUCAAACAGCAACAGACACUGAAAGCCACAUUUCUUACUUACUCUUGCUUAUUCGUCUUGUGCUUUAUUGUUCAACCCUGUCCUGUGUUGCUUUUUCGGGUUAUAUCCAGGUUUAAUGUGCAGGCCUCUCUGUGCCAUUCCUUUCAUCAGCGUCUGAAAUCGCUCCCUUUCGACCAGGGCUCACAGGUCUCAGGUCAAAUUAGUGAACAAUGUAGGAAAUAGGGUGCCAUUUGGAAUGCAAACUUUCUCUCUCCUUUUGUUGGUUUGUGAUUACCAUAACCAUCAUCUGCUCACACACUAGCCACAAUGAGAAACAAACAAGCUUUACACCUUCUUAAACAAGACAUAGGAGACUUUUUUAUCCUUAUCUAUAGCUGGCACUUCAGAAACUUAAAAAUUAUUACUUUUUCCUUCUUUCUUGUAUCUUGCACUUAACACAUGUAGCAAUAGAUAUAGUAGCAGGGGAACAGGUGUGUGAUUUCACCAGUAUUUGUUAAGUGAAAUAUUUAAUUUUAUUGCUGGUUUAUUGUUCCAUUUUGUAAAAAAUAUAUGCUGUACAGAUAUACAAAAAAACUAUAAAAUUGACCACAAGUCUUUUAGAUAAACUUUAUUUAUUUUUACUGUUUUUUGUAAUUUAGACACUAUACUGUAGCUCCUAUAUGGCCAGAAUUGCUGGAAGUGCCUCUUAGUAUAAUGUAUUUCAAAAGUAAAUAUACAAUAUAUUGAGGUUAUUAGAAGUUGUCACUAGCUGAACAAUGUGGAUGUUGUAAUGUGGAUACUGAAUAACAUGAGUUAAAUGAUGUU
This is a messenger RNA of Esox lucius (northern pike), 11044 nucleotides long. It is a transcript of the gene pde3a, whose product is annotated as phosphodiesterase 3A, cGMP-inhibited. Gene Ontology annotation, biological process: positive regulation of oocyte development; oocyte maturation. NCBI's taxonomy places the organism in Eukaryota, Metazoa, Chordata, Actinopteri, Esociformes, Esocidae. The record is from RefSeq and is a predicted model, not a curated record. The transcript is spliced from 15 exons. The coding region runs from base 884 to 4357 and encodes 1157 amino acids. Gene Ontology annotation, cellular component: cytosol. Gene Ontology annotation, molecular function: 3',5'-cyclic-AMP phosphodiesterase activity.